AUGAAAUCGCCAUAUCUCCCCCGAGGACCUAGACUUAAGUUCAUAUACAUAGUUUGUGCAAUAUGUGGGUUGUUCAUAUUAUUCAGUUUUCAUAAUAAUAGAGGUUUUAUAUCCUCUAUCCAAAAUGAUAUUCCCCUAGAUGGAAAUGAAGUUUAUUUCAAAUAUCAUGAUACCAUGAUUUCCCUCCAAAAAGAGAUUCCUGAUAUUCGAGGUAUUGACAAAGCUUCAACUCAUUAUAAUGACAUGUUCAAGAAUCGAGAUGUGAAUUCGAUAUUGUCUCUUGAUUUUGAUAAGAGAUGUAAGUUAUUUUUCCGAAAUAUGUCAAACUGGGAUACAAACUUAAAUUUCGAAACUACAGAUCAAGAAAUUGAAGAAUAUAUUCGAGAAAAUGAGAUUGAAUUAAGAAAGAAAUUUAGAGGACUGGAUGGGGAUGAGGAGGAGUUCAAGGAAUAUGCAAAGAGUAAAUAUAGAUCCAAGAAGAAGUUGGCGAUUGAAGAAUCUAUGGUUGAUUUCUUAGCUUCACUGAGGAUUUUUAAUAAAUGUUAUAUAACUAAUGAUAAUAAAACUCAAACUAAACGCAUUAAACAGGUUCUCAAACACCAGAAAUCAAAGAUCCCAAAAGUGAAACUACUGUCUGUAGAUGUGGGUCGAUCGUUUGAUCCAAAGACAGCUGAAAGAUUGAUUUAUCCGUGGUUGUCUUUCCAAUCACCAAUAUAUGAACGAUGGGAUGGAUUUAUUGUAGAUCAAAUGACCAAGAAGUACAACAAUAAACAUACCUUCUUAAAGAAUUUCAAAAAUGCAUGUCAUGGGAAGGGGAUUACUUUAUCAAUUGCAAAUAAGCAUGUUGAAGAUACGAUUAGUUUAAUAAGAUUAUUACGUGCAUUGAAUAAUAAACUUCCGAUCCAAAUAAUCUAUAAUGGAGAUAUAGCACCUGAGAAUAAAUUACGUUUGAUUAAAGCAGCACGAGAUAAAGUCACCAAAUACCCUAAAUCAUUUCCUAAAAUUCGAUCAAUAUUGGAAUACCGCAAUGGAGGUCCACUAAAACAAGAAAUAUGGUUUGUGAAUAUCAAACCCGCCAUUCAUGAUUCAUAUCGAGAUCAAUUCACUGGAUUUUCGAAUAAAUUAUUGGCCACCCUCUUCAAUUCCUUCCAAGAAUUCAUAUUAAUCGAUGCCGAUACCAUCAUGUUACAACCCCCGGAAUAUUUCUUUGACUUAUUGGGAUAUAAAUCAACGGGAGCAUUUUUCUUUAAAGAUCGUGGGAUUUCAAUCAAUAGACGAAGUAUGGGAGAUUCAAUUCUUUUCAAGAAAUUAAGUCCCUCGAUUGUGGAUACUAUAAUGUUUGAUAUUCCAGUUAUAACUAAUCAUACCUUACAUCGAGAAUUUUUCCAAGGAAUUAAUCAUUAUAUGGAAUCAGGAUUGGUUUUGUUGAAUCGAGAUAUUCAUUUCAAUUCGAUUUUAUUAAUGAUUCAAGUAACGUUUUUAUCUCCCGUGACUGGGAUAGUCUAUGGAGAUAAGGAAUUGUUUUGGUUAGGAUUAGUCUUGAAUGGAGAUGAAUCAUAUUCCUUCAAUGACCUAUUUGCAGGUUCAAUUGGUCAAUUCACGGAAAAUAGACACAAACCAUCGGGCCACGCCUACAAAUCCCAAGAAAUAUGUUCACCCCACCCAGGGCACAUAAAUGCCGAAGAUGGUCAUAGUUUAUUAUGGAUCAAUUCCGGAUUCAGAUACUGUCAUCAAGCAGCUAAGAUUGAUUAUGAAUCUGAAGUCAACAAGAAAACAAGACUUGAAUUCUUGAAUGAUAUUCAAUCGUUUAAAACAUUUUAUGAAUCUCCAUUACGGAUUUCCAAUGCUAUUAUACCUCCACUUGAUCCAAGUGUUGACAGUCAUGAGAAUAUUGAUGGUGAACCGACGAGUGGAUGGGCAAUGGAACUGUAUUGUUCGGGAUAUAUGUUUUGUGCUUAUAGUACUGUUGGUGGGAGAAUGGAAGAUGGAGAAGGGAAGAAUGAAUUACGAGGUAAAGUAAUAAAUUUUAGUAAAAGGGAACAAGAUUUGUUUAAUUAUUUGGGAGAUGUUUGGGUUGGGAUUGACGGAUUAUAA
Hemisphaericaspora subhashii is the source of this 2094-nucleotide messenger RNA. RefSeq names its product alpha-mannosyltransferase. Gene Ontology annotation, molecular function: alpha-1,3-mannosyltransferase activity. Gene Ontology annotation, cellular component: Golgi apparatus. The record is from RefSeq and is a predicted model, not a curated record. Gene Ontology annotation, biological process: protein O-linked glycosylation. The transcript has a single exon. Bases 1 to 2094 code for a protein of 697 amino acids. Lineage: Eukaryota; Fungi; Ascomycota; Pichiomycetes; Serinales; Debaryomycetaceae.